Molecule: messenger RNA, 1011 nt
Organism: Drosophila miranda
Lineage: Eukaryota; Metazoa; Arthropoda; Insecta; Diptera; Drosophilidae
Exons: 4
Coding region: 1-486 (161 amino acids)
Source: RefSeq, a predicted model, not a curated record
AUGCACAAUGCAGGCCAGCAGCAGCAGCAGCAGCAAUGGUCGAGGGAGAGCAAAAAGUGUGGCAGCAUGUUUGAGGGCACUCCCCAAAAACAACCGCUGUUCCACGGCUAUUCCGUGUGCUUUCCACAUUCUUCGCAUUUACAGUUAAAGUCGAGCCACAGAGUCUGCAGUUGCGAAGCCGAAAAGACCGGCGGCGCCCUUUGCCGCAGCUUUGGCCCACUACUCCACCCUACCUCAGCCCCCAGACCACCCCGGAGGUGCUCUACACGGACUGUUCAUCAACAAAGCAGACAAUCGCUGAAACUGGCCUGGAAACUGGGACCCACACUGGCUACCGGCAGCACCAUCAGCCGAUCAGUCAAUGUGGUGCCUGGUGACAUCACGCAGAUGUCGCCAAGGACGUGCCCUGCAUCCCCCCAGCUACGACAGACUGCCCGAAUGUGCCGCUGUCGGUGUCCGGCAACAAUAUCCGUGCCCAGCUUUUAGCUCUUUAGCUAAGACGUAAGCAGCAUCACCUAUCUGGUUUUGGACGAAGCGGAUCGUAUGCUGGACAUGGGCUUCGAUCCACAGAUCCGCAAGGUCCUGAUGGACAUUCGUCCCGAUCGCCAGACCAUCAUGACGUCUGCCACCUGGCCGCCUGGUGUGCGCCGAACCUAAUAAGCCAUAGUCAUCCUUCCACCAGAGUCACCGAUAUGUUCGAGAAGAAACCUGCUUUCUGCUGUUGCUCCUUCAGGUCGCUGGCUAACAUAGAUUUGUUUUCUACCGGCUGUGUGCAGCAGCUCCCCAUUCGACGAGGAUACUACUAAAUACUAAUACCUCUUCUCUAAAACUUAAAGAGCGCCAUUCCUAAGGCGACACCUCGCACUUCCAUUGAUUGGUAAUAGACUGGCUGAUGGAGUCCAGCGAAAUGCGACCCUGCUAGAGGCCUAUGCUUCUCUAUAGUAAAGCUACCAAUUAUUUUUCUCAAGAAAUAACAAAAUUAAUAAGCUUUAUAUAAUCAUCAAUGGCAUG